AUGCGCUAUGUAGUUGACAGCUACAUUGGUGUAAAUCCUGUGUCUUCCUUUGCCCUCAAAACUGCUUCUCAAAGAACAACGCUUACUUGGAGUCAAGGGGAUGGAGUGCUGCUUGUUUCCUUCGUUACCUCUUCUUUCUUCUCUGCAGCUCCUGCUCAGGCCCAAAUUAUCCAUGCUGGGCAGGCGUGUGUGGUGAAGGAGGAUAACAUCAGUGAACGUGUUUACACGAUUCGGGAAGGGGACACACUGGUCCUGCAGUGUCUGGUCACAGGACACCCCCGGCCACAGGUGAGAUGGACCAAAACAGCUGGCAGCGCGUCGGACAAAUUCCAAGAGACGUCAGUGCUUAAUGAGACCCUUCGGAUUGAGAAGAUCCAAAGGCUGCAGGGGGGCCGCUAUUACUGUAAAGCAGAAAAUGGGGUUGGGGUUCCUGCCAUCAAGUCCAUUCGAGUAGAUGUGCAGUAUCUAGAUGAACCUGUCCUCACUGUUCAUCAGACCAUCAGCGAUGUACGUGGCAGUUUCUACCAGGAGAAGACUGUCUUCCUCCGCUGCACCGUCAACUCCAACCCACCAGCUCGCUUCAUAUGGAAACGGGGAGCUGAGACGCUUUCCCACAGUCAGGACAAUGGUGUAGACAUCUAUGAACCCCUCUAUACACAGGGUGAAACCAAAGUCCUGAAGCUGAAGAACCUGCGGCCCCAGGAUUACGCCAGCUACACGUGCCAGGUGUCUGUCCGCAACGUCUGCAGCAUCCCUGACAAAUCAAUCACCUUCCAGCUCACGAACACCACAGCCCCACCUGCUCUGAAACUGUCAGUCAAUGAAACAUUGGUGGUCAACCCUGGUGACAACAUCACUAUGCAGUGCUCUCUGACAGGCGGUGACCCACUGCCAGAGGUGCUUUGGUCUCAUUCUCCCGGCCUGCUGCCUCCCAGCAGCCUUGUGCAAGGAGGCAACCUCACCAUCUGGAGGAUCCGCGUGGAGGACUCAGGAUACUACAACUGCACAGCCAUAAACAACGUGGGGAACCCAGCAAAGAAGACAGUGAACCUACUGGUGCGGUCCAUGAAGAAUGCCACGUUCCAAAUCACCCCUGAUGUGAUCAAAGAGAGUGAGACCAUCCAGUUAGGGCAGGACUUGAAACUCUCAUGCCACGUGGAUGCUGUCCCCCAGGAGAAGGUUGUCUACUCCUGGUACAAGAAUGGGAAACCAGCCAGGUUCUCAGACCGGUUACUCAUCACCAGGAAUGACCCUGAACUCCCGCCUGUGACCUGCAGCUUGGAGAUCAUCGACCUGAGGUUCAGUGACUACGGCACCUACCUGUGUGUGGCCACCUUCCAGGGAGCACCCAUUCCUGACCUCAGCGUGGAGGUGAACAUCUCCUCAGAGACAGUGCCGCCAACCAUCAGUGUCCCCAAGGGUCAGUCUACCAUCACCGUCCGGGAGGGCUCCAGGGCUGAGCUGCAGUGUGAGGUUCGAGGGAAGCCUAAGCCACCCAUCAUCUGGUCCCGAGUAGAUAAGGAAACCCCCAUGCCUUCAGGGACAAUGACAGUGGAGGCGUAUGAUGGGAAGCUGCGCCUGGAGAGUGUCAGCCGAGAAAUGAGCGGGACCUAUAAGUGCCAGACAGCCAGGUACAAUGGCUUUAACAUCAGACCACGGGAAGCCCUGGUGCAGCUCAACGUGCAGUUUCCACCGGUGGUGGAGCCAGCCUUCCAGGAUGUGCGGCAGGGCAUGGGGCGCAGCGUCACCCUGCGCUGCACCAUGCUGAAGGGCAGCCCCAUGAAGGUGGCCACCUCUGUCUGGCGCUUCAAUGGGACCCUGCUGGCGCAGCCCCCUGCAGAGCAGCAGGACUACUCGGAGCUAAAAGUGGACAGCGUGAGCCGGGAGACCAGCGGCAGCUAUGAGUGCAGCAUCUCCAAUGAUGUGGGGGUCUCCGCCUGCCUCUUCCAGGUGUCUGCAAAAGCUUACAGCCCAGAGUUUUACUAUGACACUCCAAACCCCACCCUGAGCCAGAAGCAAUCCAAGAAUUACUCUUACAUCUUGCAGUGGACACAGAAGGAACCUGAUGCUGUGGAUCCUAUCCUCAAGUAUCGCCUGGAAGUCAGGCAGCUGGCUCAGCGAAACAUCAUCCAAACCUUCAUUCCUGUACAGAAGAUGGAGAAGGGCCUGUUGCUGGAGCACAUCCUGCCCAACCUGAAGGUGCCUCAGAGCUACGAAGUUCGCUUGACACCUAUCACCAGCUUUGGGGCUGGCGAUAUGGCUGCUCGCAUCAUCCGGUACAUGGAACCAAUCAACUAUCCCAGCCCAACAGAUAACACCUGUCGCUUUGAGGAUGAGAAGAUCUGUGGCUUUGUGCAAGACAAGAUGGACAACUUUGACUGGACGCGGCAGAACGCCCUGACCCAGAACCCCAAGCGUACUGUCAACACGGGGCCACCCACGGACAUCAGCGGUACGCCAGAGGGUUAUUACAUGUUUAUCGAGGCCUCUCGGCCCCGGGUGACAGGAGACAAAGCCCGGCUGAUCAGCCCACUAUACAACAUCACGGCCAAGUACUACUGUGUCUCCUUCUACUACCACAUGUACGGCAAGCACAUUGGCUCCUUGAAUCUGCUGGUUCGUGUGCGGAACAAGCGGGCCAUCGACACCCAGGUGUGGUCAUUGAGCGGGAACCGAGGGAACAUGUGGCAGCAAGCACAUGUGCCCAUCAACCCGCCUGGGCCCUUCCAGAUCAUCUUCGAAGGUGUCCGGGGCACAAGCUAUGAGGGAGACAUUGCCAUCGAUGAUGUCACUCUGAAAAAGGGGGACUGUCCAAGGAAGCCAAUUGGACCGAAUAAGGCGGUUGCUCUUCCAGGAAGUGGGGUUCCAGCCCAGCAUGGCCCUUGUCUUUGUGGCCCAUUGACUUUCUUCCUUUACGUGCUGCUCAGAUGAUGGCAAGUGAGCGCUCCUGUCUUCGGACCGAGACAUUCCUGCUCCUUUCCUACUCAGCCACCUCUGCUCCUCUUCCUCCCCUCCUCACUGGCACACCAAAGUGUCCAUAUGUUACCAAAGACUGACAGGCAUGACCACGCAAAGGGAUCUGGUUCAGAACUGGAGCACUCCUUGAGAAAGUCAUAAUGUCUAAGACAAAAUUAAAAAAUAAAGACAAUGUUUUUUAAAAAGCACGUGCACAAGAGAGUGAGAGAGAGAGGAAGGAAG
This is a messenger RNA of Meleagris gallopavo (turkey), 3198 nucleotides long. NCBI's taxonomy places the organism in Eukaryota, Metazoa, Chordata, Aves, Galliformes, Phasianidae. The record is from RefSeq and is a predicted model, not a curated record.